Molecule: messenger RNA, 2064 nt
Organism: Acanthosepion pharaonis
Lineage: Eukaryota; Metazoa; Mollusca; Cephalopoda; Sepiida; Sepiidae
Source: the annotation of a GenBank genome assembly
AUGCAAAGCAGUUUAAAUAGAACUGAACAUAAAAAUACUUUUUUCUUUUCUUCUUCUUCCUUCUUUUCUUCUUCUUCCUUCUUUUCUUCUUCUUCCUUCUUUUCUUCUUCUUCCUUCUUUUCUUCUUCUUCCUUCUUUUCUUCUUCUUCCUUCUUUUCUUCUUCUUCCUUCUUUUCUUCUUCUUCCUUCUUUUCUUCUUCUUCCUUCUUUUCUUCUUCUUCCUUCUUUUCUUCUUCUUCCUUCUUUUCUUCUUCUUCCUUCUUUUCUUCUUCUUCCUUCUUUCUUCUUCUUCCUUCUUUCUUCUUCUUCCUUCUUUUCUUCUUCUUCCUUCUUUUCUUCUUCUUCCUUCUUUUCUUCUUCUUCCUUCUUUUCUUCUUCUUCCUUCUUUUCUUCUUCUUCCUUUUCUUCUUCUUCCUUUUCUUCUUCUUCCUUUUCUUCUUCUUCCUUCUUCUUACUUCAUUCCUUCUUACUUCAUUCCUUCUUUCUUUUCUUCUUUCUUUCUUUCUUUUUUCUUUUUCUUUCUUUUUUCUUUUUCUUUCUUUUCUUCUUUCUUUCUUUUCUUCUUUCUUUCUUUCUUUCUUUCUUUUCUUCUUUCUUUCUUUUCUUCUUUCUUUCUUUUCUUCUUUCUUUCUUUUCUUCUUUCUUUCUUUUCUUCUUUCUUUCUUUUCUUCUUUCUUUCUUUUCUUCUUUCUUUCUUUUCUUCUUUCUUUCUUUUCUUCUUUCUUUCUUUUCUUUCUUUUCUUUCUUUUCUUUCUUUUCUUUCUUUUCUUUCUUUCUUUUCUUUUCUUUUCUUUCUUUCUUUUCUUUUCUUUCUUUCUUUUCUUUUCUUUCUUUUCUUUCUUUUCUUUUCUUUUCUUUCUUUCUUUUCUUUCUUUUCUUUCUUUUUUUUCUUUCUUUUCUUUUCUUUUCUUUUCUUUCUUUUCUUUCUUUUCUUUCUUUCUUUUCUUUCUUUCUUUCUUUCUUUUCUUUCUUUUCUUCCUUCUUUCUUUCUUUUCUUCCUUCUUUUCUUCUUUUCUUUCUUUUCUUUCUUUUUUCUUUUCUUCAGGCAAAUGGCAAGCACCAUCCAGUCUACUUGAUGCAUUAGAACAACAUUAUGCAUCACUAGAAGGAAAGAAGCUUCCAGCAUCCACAUCUAAGCCAGCAGGCUUCACUGCUGCUCUGAACACAAUGGCUGACCAAAAUCUUGGUUUUAGUGGUGUGUCAGAUGAAGAAAAAAAGAAAAUUCUUGAUGAUGAGAACCAAAGACUAAACCAGAUGAAGUCUACCGAAUUCUCAGAGACGACUAGUACAACCUCUGAGCAGCGGAUAAAAGAAUUGAAUCAAGUAUCACCUGCAGCAUCUCCACACCAUCAGCCAACAACAUUUGCCCCGACAAAUCCAUUCAGCACUGCUGCUUCGACUGAUCAAGGGUCAGAUCUACUUCUGGACACUGGUGUGGCAGCACCUGCAGGACCAUCAAAACCUAUUGAUGAUUUACUUGGUUUAUCAGCUACAUCUACCAAUCCUUUUGCUGACAGCCUCCCGGCUACUGCAGUUUCGCCUGGACAACCAACAACUAUGACAUCUAUGGGAUGGGGAGCUCAACCAACAGCUUCUCCUGCAAUAACUACCACUAAUCAUGCAGAAACCAGUUUUGCAACUGAUGCAGCUUUUGCAGCAGCCUUCCCAAACACUACGUCAGCUACAACAACAGCAGGUGUAAUGGACAUCAUAUCUCCUUCUAAUGCUGCUGCUACUACUUCUGCAUCUCCUCUUGCUGCCACCCUGGCUCCGAGCCCUUCACCGGUGCCACCUGCAGUCCACACGGAAUUGGACGAUCUUCUUGAUCCUCUUGAAUCCCUGGAUCCGCUGGCUCCAAAACGGCCGGUCAGCCCAGCAUUCGCACGACCGGUUAGUCCUGCUAUUGUUCCUCCGGCAAGUCCGGUCAUCAAUCGUCCUGUCAGCCCAGCAGCUGGUUCCACCUUCAAUCCACCGGUCAGUCCAUCCACUGCAGCUUUCAAUCCGCCGGCCAGUCCAUCGGCUUCAGGCUUCAAGCCACCAGCAAGUCCUUCAGGUCUGUUCUAA